AUGGCACAAAUGUUUCCGUCUGUUGGAUGCAGUAUAUAUCCUCGGCUUGCACAAGUUGGACUGGUUCAGAGGGUUGUGGUCAGAGGAAGACGUCGAACCUUAGUCUCACCACCAUGGGUUUGCCGCAAAUUCAGUCCGGCAGGAAGUUUGCUGUCGCGAAGUCAAAGGUAAUACCUAAACUAUAUUGCUUUUGUAUUUUUAGAGCUUAUUUGGGAAAGAUUAUUAAAGGUGAGGAGUUGCUCGAAGAGCCUAAAGUGUUAUAUCCACGAAAAACACCGUCAGACUUGGCGAGAGAUCCACCCGAGAAUCAAGAAUGGACUUCAGACAGUAAACGGGUAGGAAUGGUGGCUACGAAAAUUGGAAUGGCUCCGCAAUGGUAUGCUUUAUAUGACUGCAAUUUAAUUUUUAGUUUAGUUUACAUAUUAAAUGGCGGCUUUUAUUGGUUUGUGUAAUUCAGGUUAAAUGACGGUACCAGAAUCCUUUGUACUCUUCUUCAUUUCAAACAGAAUCAUGUUAUUUCUGCUGUUGACCCCGAAACAUGGUUUCGACAAACGUCUGUGGGAAAACGAAAGGCUUUUGGAAGAUUUGGCCCAAUGUGGAAGGUAAAUAUUUUUCUUUAGAUGUUUUGUUAAUUUUAUAUAUUAAAAACGACUUGACGAUUAAUGUUUUAGGUAACAGUUGGAGCUAUUGAUCGAGAUCCUGCCUUUUUAUCUUUUCCGUUCAGGCGUAUCUUUGAGAAGACUGGAGUACCAUGUAAAGACAGGUUAGCAUCUUUCCUGGUAUCAGAAGAUGCAGUUGUAAAACCUGGCACUCUACUUGAUGUACGGCAUUUCAAAGUUGGCCAGUUUGUGAAUGUAACAGGAAAGACAAUUGACUGGGGUUUCCAGGGAGUAAUGCACAGAUGGGGAAUGAAAGGACAGCCAAAAUAUCAUACUACAAAGUCGCACAGAAGAGUUGGUAGUAUUGGUUCUACUGGAGAUGCUAGAGUAUGGCCUGGAAGAAGAUUGCCUGGUCAUAUGGGUUACGAAUGGAGGUCGACCACCGGCUUGGAAGUUCUGAGGAUCAAUCCGAUUACCCAAGUUAUGUACAUCAGGGGUUGUGUUUCUGGAGAUAUCGGAGAGCGUUUGUUAGUAAAUGACAGUUGGAAUGAAAAGAAGACUGUCCAUGAACCACCGUUCCCAACUUAUAUCCCAGAAGAAGGAGACGACACGGCAUUGUACAAUAGUUUUGCACAAGUACCUAUUGGCGAGAUUACGUCCAAGGACAUCUACAGUGAGAAGUUGUUCCAGUUCAGUAGCCCGACCAUCGUAUUUACCGAAGAGCACGAAACCAAGAGUGCGGCCAGAGAAAAGGGCCGAGCUAAGAUCGCCAAGGUUAAGAAGUAGAUUGUUGUUAUGUUUUGUUAUUUGUUUUCAAUAAAUUAGGGUUGUUCCAGCGGUCUUGGAUGAUUUCAUUGGUAAGAUGCCUGUUUAAUUACCUUUUUAAUGCUUUCUUGAUUAAUUAAUAGUUUAGAUGGCUCGAAAACCGGUUUCAGCAGCCAGGUUGCCGACCACGGUGUUGUUGCCGGUCUUCAAGAAUCUCAGUCUAAAAGAUUUAAGUGCCUGUCUCAGGGUUUGUCGCCAAUGGAACACAAUUAUAGAGACAGCGGUAGGCUAGAUAACUUUAAAAAGAGGAGUUUAAGGUUGUUCAAAGAUAUUGAUUGCAAAUAAAAUUAAGUUUAAGACCAUCUGGUUUACAGGACAGGGAACUUUGGUAUCCGUUGGCUUUGUCUGAGAUUCCAGAAGCCGGAUUGAAUGAUUCUGACUUGUUUCCACGGGGAACUUCUUUUAAACAUCGUUUGAGAGCCUUCAGAUUUGCUUGGAAUCCACAAGACUCUUCAAGGUAACAACAGUAUGCUUUAAAGCUGACAACUUUUUUCAGAAAUAAUUUCUUGAGAACCAAUGGCUUUACUGUACAUAGACAACCAAUAGCUCAGAGCACGGAUGCUAUUAGGGGGAAGAUUGGAGUGUCAACUGGGGUACAUGCCUACAACAUCACGUGGAAGGGACCUUUGGGAACUGUGGCUGUUGUUGGAGUGGCUACUAAGUCAGUUUUCUACUUUUUGUAUUUAAAAUGUGCCAAGUUUUUAUUAUGUACAUUGAACACGAUUUCAGACACGCAGCUUUACACUGCCCAGGCUACGUAGCGCUACUGGGAAGUGACGACCAGAGCUGGGGCUGGAACCUGGUGGACAACACGUUGCUGUACAACGGCAACUGUGUCGGGUCUUACCCACGCCUCAACAAUCCACCCAAGUAUCAGGUGGGGGAGAAGAUCACGAUGAUCCUGGACCGUGAAACAGAAACCCUCUUCUUCGAGAAGAACGGCGAAUUCUUCGGAAUCGCUUUUGAGAACAUUCCGCCCGUCAAACUGUUCCCGGCCAUUUGUGCUGUUUAUGGGAAUACCGAAGUUUCGAUGGCUUACGCUGGAACGCCACUCGCCGGCUGA
Molecule: messenger RNA, 2487 nt
Organism: Bursaphelenchus okinawaensis
Lineage: Eukaryota; Metazoa; Nematoda; Chromadorea; Rhabditida; Aphelenchoididae
Source: the annotation of a GenBank genome assembly